Messenger RNA from Cloeon dipterum, 2906 nucleotides. RefSeq names its product ovarian tumor (gene otu). The coding region runs from base 195 to 2489 and encodes 764 amino acids. The record is from RefSeq and is a predicted model, not a curated record. The transcript is spliced from 16 exons. Gene Ontology annotation, molecular function: cysteine-type deubiquitinase activity. Gene Ontology annotation, biological process: protein deubiquitination. NCBI's taxonomy places the organism in Eukaryota, Metazoa, Arthropoda, Insecta, Ephemeroptera, Baetidae.
CAUUCUUGGAAAGCUCAAUGCACUCACAACGCUGGCGCUGGCACUGACAGUGGCUAACAGUGACAGCCUCGAAUCUCGUGUCUCAUUUCUCCGCUUAAUUAAGACCAGAUAGGCUAUACCUGAGGAUACAGGAGGACGAUUAACGAGAUUUAUAAUUGUGAUAAACUGUGAUAACGGACAAACCGAUAGUGAACAUGCCAGACAACAUUUCUUUCUCAGAGAGCAACAAGAGCUUUUUCAACAGGCAACUGAGCCAAACUUCGCAAGUCAGCGAAUCGCUAAGCACAAACAGCGAAAGAAAGGCGAUCUCUCAAAAAAGCAAAAAGAAACCAGACCCAAUCGAUGUUGCCCUCGAAAAUGAAGGCCUCUGCAGGAAGUUGAUGCCAAGGGAUGGCAACACAAUUUUCAGGGCAGUCUCUGACCAGCUGUAUGGAACUCAAGCGUACCAAAACGAGGUGAAGGAAAUCAUGCUCCUUUACUUUUACGAAAAGCACGAAGAGCUGCAACAGAUAAUCACAAACUACCAAAGCUGCAAUACCUUCAUAGAUUACAUCACACACAAAAUGGUUUGUGCUGUUGAAUGCUGCUUCAGAACUGGAGUCCACCUUUUUGAUGAGACGGGCAACGCAAUUUAUUACGAAAGCGCGUCUGCUAAAAUUGAGCCUAAAAAGAAGGUGAUCAAACUGGCCGUGGACAGGCAACUGUGCUGGGACAGUGUUUAUCCUAUUGACUACUUCAAGGUGCAAGGCAUUUGUCAAUCACUGCUGUACGAGGGGCUCUACGAGAACGUUUUCAAUUUGAAAAACGUCUUCUUUGCUGUUGAAACAAUGCUUGGAAAGCCAAAGAAGAACCUGCAGCAGGCCAGCAAAAUGAGCCCCAACAAGGAGACAAUGCUGUCCCUGCUGACCAAUAAGUUCAAAGACUCUGACCUGACGCUGGACCUGAAGGUGCUGAUCGACAUGGGAAUUCCUCCCUUCCCAUACAAGGUGGCCAAGAGUCUAAGCCCUUACGUCUACAGAAACACUGAGUAUGACGUCUGCGCCGCAAUCAAAGGAUCAAACAGCGAGAACAUGAGCAAGAACUUCCUUUUUGAAGGCUGCAAGUGCAUCAUUCAUAAGAGGAGCAACUACCGCUACUAUGGCUACGUGCAAAGGCUGUUUCCUGAGCUGGGAAAAGCAGUGGUGUUUGUGGAGCAGCUAGGAGAGCUGUGUGAGAUCUCAAUUGAGCUGAUUGAGCCUGUCAUCGCGACCAAGAAACCGUCCAGAAGAAGGAAAGGCAAAUUCAGCAGGAGAUACAGUUCUAUGGACAGGGAUGACCACAUAUCGGACGUGGAUGCUGAACUUGAUGAUGUCUUUGAAGAGGAUCCGCAUGAGCUGAUUUGUGAAGAGAAAUCCAACAAAAAGCAAAAGUUUGUGGAUGUCAUAGAAGCUGCUGCAGAGAUUACAGGUGCUGCUGUGUCGCACCUUCGUGAAGUUCCAGUGAUUCCAAAAGAGUCGGUGACAGAUGAGAUUUGCAAAGACGAAGUCAGUGUCGGCUCGGACUGUGGUGUGGAUGGCGUGACAAACUACCUGCUGACCAUGUAUGGUCCUUACAACCAGUCCGCAGUUCCGGGAUACCCGGGCCUGAUCAACAAGGCUGCCAUGCAGUCUUUUGAGUAUGAUGGUAGUGAUCUCAAUUUAUGUGAUAUAUCUACUCUCCGGUUCUUCUACAAUUUGGGCCAAAGGCAUUACCAAGCAGCCAUGUGUAACACCUUCCUGGAGCAGAACCUGGUGUGCCUAGCCGUGGUGGAGACUACUCCUGGCUAUCCCAGCAGCUCAAGCAGCUACUGCACACACUUGAGUGCUCCAUGCACAGUCAACGGCGUCAAAUACCCGCUCUGCGUGUACACAGGAGAGGUGAUGGUUGGAGCUGUCGCCCACCAUGACCAAGUUCCAGGCAUCAACAUGCCGACUGACCCAAGCAAGCCAAAACCUGCAGGGAACAUUCCUGACACGGAGAGCAUUGAGAAGAGUUUUGAGGACAUCUUGAAUGGUAAUCCUGCCUGCUUAAACCUGAUCAGCUGGGAAAAGUCUGGCGUGUGCAAAGCGUGUCUCUUGCACUAUUUCGGCAGGUACUUUGCCCACUACCCCAGGGCUUUCCCCUUUCCUGUGAACCUGUGCUGCCAGCCGUCCAUGUUUGAGGAUGGCUCCGACCUGCCAUAUGAUGACGUCCUCUCCCUCAGAUACUACUACAACCUAGGAAUCAGGAAUCACCAAGCUGCUGAACUGACCUUCCUGCACCAGAAGGGCAGCUUAACGCUGGACACGUUGUUCAGCAUAGAUGAAGUACCAGACAAGUUCAAAGUUGAGUGUUCCAUUCACUCAAAGUAUUGCGAGCAGGCCAGCGACGAGAACAAGCAUGUUUGCGCUACAUACAACAUGUACCGCAGUGCCUUGGAGCGCCAGUUUGUCAAUGUGAUUUUUGAGAGCAUUGGUCAGAAGCCAAUGUGAAUGCUUUGCCUUUUUUACCAAUAGUAUACCCAUUUUGUUUCUGAUUUUGCAUAAACUUGUGCACUCUAUUUAUUUUAACUUUGCUUCUAAAUGUUUUAGAAACUAAAACAUUACUUCAUUUUAUGAAAGAACUGAUAUUUUGUGAUUUGUUGUAUGCAUUGGAAAGCAAUUAUCUCUUGAUUGACUUCACAAGGAUUGAUCUAAAUUAAAGAAAGGUCUUUAGUAUGGUGCCUGAUAUAAUUGUGGUAUCAAUUAUUUCUCUCUUGUAUCAUUCAAUGGAAUUUUUGGUUUCAUUUGUGCCCCAAGAAACGUGGACUUGAUGUUGCGUUCAUGCAACUCGCCCCACAUUGAUGUCGCGCGGGUUGCGUUUGUUAAAUGUAAGGCAACCAAAUAAAACUAACGUUAUUGAAAUGUUAA